Messenger RNA from Megachile rotundata (alfalfa leafcutting bee), 1273 nucleotides. RefSeq names its product tRNA methyltransferase 61 (gene Trmt61). Gene Ontology annotation, molecular function: tRNA (adenine(58)-N1)-methyltransferase activity. Gene Ontology annotation, biological process: tRNA methylation. NCBI's taxonomy places the organism in Eukaryota, Metazoa, Arthropoda, Insecta, Hymenoptera, Megachilidae. The record is from RefSeq and is a predicted model, not a curated record. Gene Ontology annotation, cellular component: nucleus; tRNA (m1A) methyltransferase complex.
UAUAUUCCCAAUGUUAUCAUCUCUUACCUCUGGUAAUAUUUUUUUGUUUACCGUGUACAUAAAUAAUGAAGUGGAAAAUAAAUGAUGGUGGAAUAGUACAAAUGGAAGAGGUGGUUAUCUAAGUUAGUCGAGUUGCGCGAAUUAUCACGGUUCUCUCCUCGUGACAUAAAAUAUUAUGCAAGGUAACAUAACCUAAAAAAAGUGCACAAUAUUGAAUUCUGCUUUAAUAUUACAAUACAGUAUUAUAUGAAUGAUAUUAUAAACUGUACAAUUAUAAUUAUAUAAAAUAAUGAGUUUCGAAAAAGUAAAGGAGGUUAUUGAAGAAGGAGACGUAGUAAUUUUAUAUUUAGGACCCAGUAACAUGCAUUCAUUAGAAGUAAAAACAAAAAUAGUAAAUAAAAAUGGAGAAAUGGUUGAUAAUAUUUUCCAAACAAUAUAUGGAGCACUUAAAGUUUUUUCUUUAAUUGGACAAAAAUAUGGUACAAAGGUGCAACUAUCACGUGGAUGGGGAUAUGUUUUACAACCAACACCAGAACUUUGGACGUUAACAGUUCCUCAUAGAACUCAAAUUAUCUAUAGUCCUGACAUCAGUCUUAUUAUAUAUCUAAUGAAUUUAGUACCAGGAAGCAUAAUCAUUGAAACAGGUACUGGAAGUGGCUCUCUUUCACAUGCACUUAUUAGAGCAAUUCGUCCUUACGGUCAUCUCUAUACAUUUGAUUUUCAUGAACAUCGUGUAAAUAUUGCACAGACAGAAUUUGAAAAACAUGGUCUCAGCAAAUUUGUAACUAUAAAUCAAAAAGAUGUUUGUGUUGAUGGGUUUGGAGAACAAUUAAAAAAUAAAGUAGAUGCAAUCUUUUUGGAUCUUCCACAUCCAUGGUUAGCUAUUGAUCAUGCAUUAUAUGCUUUAAAAGAAUCAGGUGGAAAGCUUUGUUCUUUUUCUCCUUGUAUUGAACAAGUUCAAAGAACUUGUGCAAAAUUAACAUCAAAUGGAUUCAUUGAACUACAAACAUAUGAAUGUUUACAAAGGGAACUGAGUGUACAAUAUAAAACCCUCCCUAUAUUGGAUUUAGAAUGUUUAAAACAGGAGCGCACAGACAAUGAUGAUAUGGCACAACAAAAUAACAAUGAGAAGCAAGAACAAACAAAAUUUCUUACUGUCACGCAUGCUCGUUCUUUACCUGGCCAUACAGGAUUUAUUACAAUUGCUACAUUACCUCCUCUUUACGCGCGAAAAACAGAUCUAAGUUCAGAGUCGAAAGACUGAUUAAGUGUU